Messenger RNA from Cynara cardunculus var. scolymus (artichoke), 1564 nucleotides. RefSeq lists its product as uncharacterized. The record is from RefSeq and is a predicted model, not a curated record. NCBI's taxonomy places the organism in Eukaryota, Viridiplantae, Streptophyta, Magnoliopsida, Asterales, Asteraceae. The coding region runs from base 170 to 1339 and encodes 389 amino acids. The transcript has 2 exons.
CCCAUCGAUUGAAUUCAGGAGACAAGAUUAUUCCACAAUUUUAACGUUAUUUAUUACCAUUAUUCCUCUUCUUCUCCCUUCUCGAACUCGAUUUCCUGCAGAUUUUUCUGGGAAUCAUCACAAAUUCUUCAAGAAUUUUCCUCAACUUGGUGCUCUAAAAAAGGUUUUCAUGGAAUCUCCACAAUCUGUUGUUUCACCAUUCGAGACCUCCGCUGUGUAUUCCCAUCCCAGAAACCCGAAUCUCGAUCUGUUUACAAAAACUCCGGGUUUCCUAACGAAAGCAAACGAACUGUUUAUCGGUGUUCUUGAGGUUUGCAUUCAUCAAGCUAGAGACAUUCAGAACAUCUGUAUAUACCAUAAACAAGAUGUUUAUGCCAAGAUUUGCUUCACUAGUAAUCCCGAAAAGGCCGUGACCACUCAGACCGUCAACGGGGGCGGAAAAAAUCCGAUCUUUAACGAAACCCUCAAAAUUAACGUCCCAACGGUCGAUUCUUCGCUUAAAUGCGAGAUCUUUAUGUUGAGCAGGGUGAGAAAUUAUCUUGAAGAUCAGUUGUUAGGGUUUGCUUUGAUCCCUUUAUCUGAAAUCUUGAUCAAGAAUGGGAAACUCGAAAAGGAGUUCACUUUAUCGUCCACGGAUCUUUUCCAUUCCCCGGCGGGUUUCGUUGACUUAUCUUUGUCGUACGCCGGAGCCUCACCGGAUGUGAUCGCCAUCCCCCCGCCACCUGCCGCCAAUGGAACUGUGACUGAUUCAGAACCACUGAAAUGUGACUCGAGUGAGUUCGACAGAAUCGAGUUCCCGGAUCCCAAUUUAGCAAAUGAAAACCAUAUGAUGGUUUCUGAAUAUUUCGGUCUUAGCUCCGAAAGUUUGGUCUCGUCCGACACCGAUGAUCAAGUCGACGCACCCCAUUUCGGCUUCUCGAAUGCCAUCGAGACACCAAAACCCGACUCUCCACCCACGAGCGUGUCCACUAACGGAUCCGAAUGUGCUUCGGCUCCCAUUGUAACCACCAAAUCUGCAAAUCAAGAAUAUGAUUCGCCUCUAAAGGAAAAACCCGCAGAAGACGGUGAUGCCGAGAGGCGUUCUUUGGGCGGCGAUCCGAUAACGAAGAACGUGGUGGUGGUGAACAUCAAGCCCGAACAGGAGGUGGUUCAGCAAGAUUUUGUGGAUUUAUAUAUGAAGAGUAUGCAACAGUUUACGGAAUCGCUGGCUAAGAUGAAGCUGCCGUUGGACGUGGAAAGGGAGCAGACCGAUUCGGGAAACUCGAGCUCAGAUCAGAAGAUACCGACACCGAAUAGCACACAGUCUCGAGUGUUUUACGGGAGUCGGGCUUUCUUCUAAAGCUUUCGGAUCAGCGGGGCAUGAUUCACAGGUGACAUUUAGAGAUUUAGAAUCAAAAGAACUGAUGAUUAAUACUGCUUUAGUUUAUGAUGUUGUUUUAAUGCAUGUAAUUAUGGAUCUUUAUGUUUUAACACCUCUGUUUUUGAGAUUUGAGUUUAGUUCUUGUUCUUCUAUGGAUGGUAUUCAUUAUGAAUAGUUGUGAAUUUGAACAUCUUCACAUGUGAA